AUGGUGCCCCGUCCCCCCCGGCCAGAGGCCUUCCUCACCCCUCGGCCGUCGUCGUCGUCGUCUGCUGCCUCGCUCUCCUCGCGGCUCGUCGGCCUCGUCGCCCCGUUCCUCGCGCCGCCGCCCGUCACUUCCUCCUCCUCUUCUACCGCCACAACCUCUUCAUCAUCAUCAUCAUCGUCCUCCAACGACGACGGUAACCUCGCCGGGCACCACCCCACCGCCGCCGACGCCCCCGCCGCUCUCGCCCUCACGGCCGCCAUAUUCGCCUUCCUGCUCGUCUUCCUCCUCUCCCUCAGCCUCCGCCGGCGACGGCAGCGGCCCCGAUGCGCCGCCGCCACCGCCGCCCUCUUCGCGCCGUUUGUCUAUCCCUGGACCCGCAACCGAAGCCGCAGCAACACCAACAGAGCCGACGACAUCACCAGUGCCCCCCACGACAACAGCAGCAGCGGGAGCUACAGCGGAGGCGGCAACCCCAAUCGUCUCAGCCGCCAUGAGAUGACCUCGCGCCCGCAGUCGCUCUACGACCCCACGGGCUUCAACGUCGCGGCCGGGGCAGCGGCGAGUGCCCAGGCGGGUGGCGGCAGCCCGCGAUCAGGCAUGUACUUUCCCUACCUGAUCCUCGGCGGAGGCGCCGCCCAGCAACAGCAACAGCAGCAACAGCAGCAGCAGCAGCAGCAGCAGCAGCAGCCGCUGCUAGAGCGCUACAGGGACGAGCCGCAGGAUCCGCCGCUCGAGCUCGACGAGGCGACGUGGGAGAGGGCCGACGGAAAGGAUGGGAGGCCAGACGUCCUGCACUGGCACGGGACCAACAUGCUCAACACGGCUUGGGGUUGGAUGGCUUGA
Purpureocillium takamizusanense is the source of this 843-nucleotide messenger RNA. RefSeq lists its product as uncharacterized. The transcript has a single exon. The coding region runs from base 1 to 843 and encodes 280 amino acids. Lineage: Eukaryota; Fungi; Ascomycota; Sordariomycetes; Hypocreales; Ophiocordycipitaceae. The record is from RefSeq and is a predicted model, not a curated record.